This is a messenger RNA of Anopheles marshallii, 3498 nucleotides long. RefSeq lists its product as uncharacterized. The coding region runs from base 58 to 3492 and encodes 1144 amino acids. The transcript has 4 exons. NCBI's taxonomy places the organism in Eukaryota, Metazoa, Arthropoda, Insecta, Diptera, Culicidae. The record is from RefSeq and is a predicted model, not a curated record. Gene Ontology annotation, molecular function: protein binding.
GCCGCAACGCUAACGACAAACACUUGCCCGGACCCGAUGCGAUAAUUGGCCGGCACGAUGAGAUGGUUUAAACGAUCGACCGAGUCGCCGAAACUGCUCAGCCUGUCCCCGCUGCGACACUCCGAGUCCGGGAAUGUCUACGGCGGUAAUGAACCGUCCGGGCUGUUGCUCCUUCACGAUCACGAUCGCCCCACCGGGGCAACGAUCCGGCGAAGAAGUGCGGGCGAUGGGGGUGGAGUUUUUGGGAUGAACCCAGCCGGUGAUGGGCACGAGGAGCUGCUGGUACCGGCUGUUGGGUUAUCCAACUCCCCGUCCAGUGCUUCCACCACGUCCGGUUCGUCCGGUUCGAGUGGAUCCUCUCCGUCGACCACCAACUCGUCCAGCUCGUGUACCUCCAGCAGCUCUCCGUUUUCCUACACCAGUGACAGCAAGUGUAGCAGUGGCAGCAAUGGUGGUGGUGGUGGCGGAUGUAAAAUACUUCAGUCCGGAACUGCCACAACGCCAAGGAAAUCCCGUAUAGAUCUGUCUCCCGUCAACUGGGCAAAGCGCACCGGAUCGUCCGGCAUCAACUGCUACAGCAUCGAGGAAGGGCGGGUUAUCGAGCGUCCGAAAGGUCGUUACAUUUCACCGAUACGCAUCAAAAACAAGCAGCAAGCGAUCGCGAACGCAGCAACAACUGGCAGCAGCACACCGGCCCCCACUACCGGCCACACACAUCCAUGCACACCCGCCACGACGACGACCACGCCAGUAUCGCGUCGAAUACUGCAACUGAGCCGAUCGAUCGGCAAUAUUGUCGAUACGAUCGAGAGCCGUAGCCCGUCCCUCAGCCAACGGUCGAUACCGUACCGGGAGAAGAAGAAUCCACUCGGCAGCACGCGCCUGUCUUGCUACCAGCCGAUCAGUCUCGAAACGCGAACGGCGACGGAAGAGGACGGCAAGGAACAGCCAGAUCGGAAGCAUGGUGCCACAACGGUGGUCGGUGGUAGCAGUGCAACGCUACGAGUGCAAAAAGUGCGACAUCCGCUCUACAAGUCGGUGGACGAUUUAAUCUUUCUCGGUUCUACCGGUGACGUUAUCGUACCUGUGACGCCAUCGGACGCACGCGCAACAUCCAGCAUAGCGUCAGAAGCGACUGCGACACAAACCGACACAGCAGCCCAACUGCAACAAAGCACCCUGCACCGAUUAGCGUCCCAAGCGACGACGACGUCUGAUACGAGACGGAACCACCAACACCAUCUGAAGCGCGCUAUCACCGUCGAUGUGGGCAGCAGUGCUCCUAAUUCCGCAGCCCCUACCGAUCGACGCUUAUCAUUCCCACAGAGCACGGAGCGCUCCACCACUCGAACGGUGGCAGCUGAGCGUGACGCACUUGGGCCUGCGACAGCGGCACAGAGUGGUCCAGCUAGCGAACUACCAAAGAACGACGAAGUAACGACGGAGUCAAGCAUGAUCAUGAUGGAUCCUGCCGAUCACGAUGAAACGUACGGCUUUGCGCAAAUGCGCUCAACACUCGGCCCGAUCGAGGCCGCGUAUCGGUUGCGGUUGGAGGCGCUCAAGCAGGAAACCGCAAACGGUGAACUCUCGUCCAGCAACUCGUCCACGUUCAAGACGCCAAAGAAGAAGGACAACUUUACCAACAAAAUACGCGCGAUGUCCGAUCGCACGCAGAAGCUCUUCUCGCGCAUCUACUCCACCAACAACGGUGGCGGUGGUACGAGUGGACAGAAGGGUUACCACCUUUCGGCUACCAAGUCACUCAAGAAGUCCACGGGAAAGCUGUCGGAAGCGAGCCGCCGAAGCGUAAGCUACGGUGCGCUGCCCGGGUUGGCCGAUUUCCAGAAGAACGUUUCCAAAGAGCAGCGGGACGAUGUCUACGAGGAUGUGGAGAAGCAACCGGACACAGUCCCACCGGUCAAGCAACAGCAUCCGAUCGAUGAUCUCGAUACGGAGCUGCUGGUUAGUGGUGGAACAGUGAUCGCGAUCGGUGGUAGUACCGGUCACACGGAUGCAGAGGAUGGCGAUUCGGGUAUUCUCGUGAACGAAUCCGGUGCCUCCUCCAUCCUCGAGACGGACGAUGUGUUUCACGAACAGGGUGCCAGAAUACCGAACAUACCGACCAAGGUGCUGAACGGUAGUGUGGCAGAGUCGCAGGAGUUUAAGCUGGUCACUAUACGGUUGGACGAACCGGUGGAAUUGGAGGCAGAAACGGGUACAGAAGAUGGAAGUGGUUUGGGUAUUAUCAUCACCCCGAUUGCCACCACGGAGGGUGAGGUCAGCAAUCGCUACAAGGUAGCCCACGUUUUGCCCGGAGGACUUGUUUGCAGGGAAGGUUCGAUUAAGCCGAACGAUGAAAUUGUCAACAUCCUCGGGAAGCGACUGCGUGGUUUGUCGAUGCGUCAGGUGCAGGAGUUGCUCAAUAGUUGUGCACGACGCGGUACUGGCCGCACUAGCAUCGAUCUUGUCAUUUGUCGCAGCAGGGCAAAUGGCAUCGAUCACCAAGACGACGACGACCACCACCAUCAGCACCAACAGCAGCAGCAAAGACCACCGUCCGUUAAUAGACGGUUGUUCCGCAAUAGCCGCAAGAUAUCGCUCGACUCGUACUUGGAAGAUGAACGACCGGAUCACAGUGGAAGCGAGACAGGUUCCGAGCAGGACACUACCAACUACACGUCGAUUGCUAUCAAAAUCGACGGUAACAAGUACAACACGCUCGGAACUCCCCGGCGUUCGAAGCAGCCACUCUCGAUGGUUUACAAACAGCAGCAACAGUCCCAACAGUCUCAGCCACCUUCCUUAAGCACUGUCGUAACCUGCGAUGGUAUCCCCGGCACGGAAGUGGACUCGCAGCCACCCUCGCUCGACUGCGCCAAGCGUCGUUCGUUCACCAAAAACGUUACCCCCACGCAACCAUCCAACACGUCCUCGAAAGUCGUCCGCCGAUCGCUUGUUGGCAAGCAGUCCAACAAUCUUCCACAAACUCCACCACUCGUCACAACGGCCCGCAGUACGAUGAACCUGUGCGACGACGAAAAGCUGGAACUGCACGCAUCCACCUCAGAUGAUGCGGAAACGAGCAGCGGUACCAGUUCGCUCGAACUGGACAAAUCUACCGCCAGUAACUUUUGCACCCUGCCGAGACGUCCGAAAUCGUCCGCUCUGUGCUCGUUCCAUACGGUCGCGUUCGAGAAGGGCCCGGGCAAGAAGUCGCUCGGUUUCACUAUUGUCGGAGGCCGCGAUAGUCCACGGGGUGCGCUUGGCAUCUUCAUCAAGAGUAUCCUACCGACCGGCCAGGCAGCUGAGGACGGUCGAUUGCGGGCCGGUGAUGAGGUGCUCGCAGUAAAUGGGCAGGUUUGCCACGAUCUCACCCAUCUGGAGGCGGUGAAGCUGUUCAAGAGCAUCAAAACUGGUGAGAUUGUGCUGCAGCUGUGCCGGCGUAACAAAUCCACCCAUCGGUCGAUGGACAUCGAUGCGAAUGCGUGCUGAGCCGGG